Calliphora vicina (urban bluebottle blowfly) is the source of this 5521-nucleotide messenger RNA. RefSeq names its product serine-rich adhesin for platelets-like. Bases 79 to 5352 code for a protein of 1757 amino acids. The record is from RefSeq and is a predicted model, not a curated record. The transcript is spliced from 4 exons. NCBI's taxonomy places the organism in Eukaryota, Metazoa, Arthropoda, Insecta, Diptera, Calliphoridae.
CUGCAGUAUAGUGGUGUGAUCUUAUAAAAAACCAAAUGAAAAAAUAAAAAUUAUAACAGUUACAGCCAAAAACUCAACAUGAAUGUCUUAGACUUUCUAUUAGUGAUUUUGCUUGUUGGGGCAAACAUUGUGGGCUUACAAUCGGCCACAAGCUCAACGACUUUACCAACUGGAUCGCUGGACUCAACCUUAUCUACAAGUACUUCGAAAGAAACAUUUACAGAAAGUUCACCAGAUUCAACAUUAUCAACUACUCUUGAAACAACUGCAGAUAGUACAUCAGACUCAACGUUGUCAACUUCACCUGAAACAUCUACAGAUAGUUCAAGAGAAACGUCUACAGAUGGUAGUUCCGAAUCAUCUACGGAUAGUACAUCAGAAACAUCUACAGAUAGUAGUUCAGAAUCAUCUACAGAUAGUACAUCAGAAACAUCUACGGAUAGUACAUCAGAAACAUCUACAGAUAGUACUUCAGAAACAUCCACGGAUAGUACAUCAGAAACAUCUACGGAUAGCACAUCAGAAACAUCUACCGAUAGUACUUCAGAAACAUCUACGGAUAGUACUUCUGAAAUAUCUACGGAUAGUACAUCAGAAACAUCUACAGAUAGCACAUCAGAAACAUCUACGGAUAGUACCUCUGAAAUAUCUACGGAUAGUACAUCUGAAACAUCUACAGAUAGUACAUCAGAAACAUCUACAGAUAGUACUUCAGAAACCUCUACGGAUAGUACUUCAGAAACAUCUACAGAUAGUACUUCAGAAACAUCUACGGAUAGUACAUCAGAAACAUCUACGGAUAGUACAUCUGAAACAUCUACCGAUAGUACUUCAGAAACAUCUACAGAUAGUACUUCAGAAACAUCUACAGAUAGUUCAUCAGAAACAUCUACGGAUAGUACUUCGGAAACAUCUACAGAUAGUACUUCAGAAAUAUCUACAGAUAGUACAUCUGAAACAUCUACUGAUAGUACAUCAGAAACAUCUACAGAUAGUACUUCAGAAACAUCUACAGAUAAUACAUCAGAAACAUCCACGGAUAGUACUUCAGAAACAGCUACAGAUAGUACUUCAGAAACAUCUACAGAUAGUACUUCAGAAACAUCUACAGAUAGUACAUCAGAAACAUCUACGGAUAGUACAUCUGAAACAUCUACCGAUAGUACAUCAGAAACAUCUACGGAUAGUACUUCAGAAACAUCUACAGAUAGUACAUCAGAAAUAUCUACGGAUAGUACUUCAGAAACAUCUACAGAUAGUACUUCAGAAAUAACUACGGAUAGUACAUCUGAAAUAUCUACGGAUAGUACAUCUGAAACAUCUACUGAUAGUACAUCAGAAACAUCUACGGAUAGUACUUCAGAAACAUCUACAGAUAGUACAUCAGAAACAUCUACGGAUAGUACAUCUGAAACAUCUACCGAUAGUACAUCAGAAACAUCUACGGAUAGUACUUCAGAAACAUCUACGGAUAGUACAUCUGAAACAUCUACUGAUAGUACUUCAGAAACAUCUACAGAUAGUACUUCAGAAACAUCUACUGAUAGUACUUCAGAAACAUCUACGGAUAGUACUUCAGAAACAUCUACUGAUAGUACUUCAGAAACAUCUACAGAUAGUACUUCAGAAACAUCUACAGAUAGUACUUCAGAAACAUCUACAGAUAGUACAUCUGAAACAUCUACGGAUAGUACUUCAGAAACAUCUACGGAUAGUACAUCAGAAACAUCUACAGAUAGUACUUCAGAAACAUCUACAGAUAGUACUUCAGAAACAUCUACAGAUAGUACAUCUGAAACAUCUACUGAUAGUACUUCAGAAACAUCUACCGAUAGUACUUCAGAAACAUCUACAGAUAGUACAUCUGAAACAUCUACUGAUAGUACAUCAGAAACAUCUACGGAUAGUACUUCAGAAACAUCUACAGAUAGUACAUCAGAAACAUCUACAGAUAGUACUUCAGAAACAUCCACAGAUAGUACUUCAGAAACAUCUACGGAUAGUACUUCAGAAACAUCUACUGAUAGUACUUCAGAAACAUCUACAGAUAGUACUUCAGAAACAUCUACAGAUAGUACAUCAGAAACAUCUACGGAUAGUACUUCAGAAACAUCUACAGAUAGUACUUCAGAAACAUCUACCGAUAGUACAUCAGAAACACCAACGGAUAGUACUUCAGAAACAUCUACAGAUAGUACAUCAGAAACAUCUACGGAUAGUACUUCAGAAACAUCUACAGAUAGUACAUCUGAAACAUCUACUGAUAGUACUUCAGAAACAUCUACCGAUAGUACUUCAGAAACAUCUACUGAUAGUACAUCAGAAACAUAUACGGAUAGUACUUCAGAAACACCUACGGAUAGUACAUCAGAAACAUCUACGGAUAGUACUUCAGAAACAUCUACCGAUAGUACAUCAGAAACAUCUACGGAUAGUACUUCAGAAACAUCUACGGAUAGUACAUCUGAAACAUCUACUGAUAGUACUUCAGAAAUAUCUACAGAUAGUACAUCUGAAACAUCUACUGAUAGUACUUCAGAAACAUCCACAGAUAGUACUUCAGAAACAUCUACGGAUAGUACUUCAGAAACAUCUACUGAUAGUACUUCAGAAACAUCUACAGAUAGUACUUCAGAAACAUCUACAGAUAGUACAUCAGAAACAUCUACGGAUAGUACUUCAGAAACAUCUACUGAUAGUACAUCAGAAACAUCUACGGAUAGUACAUCAGAAACAUCUACAGAUAGUACUUCAGAAACAUCUACCGAUAGUACAUCAGGAACACCAACGGAUAGUACUUCAGAAACAUCUACAGAUAGUACAUCAGAAACAUCUACGGAUAGUACUUCAGAAACAUCUACAGAUAGUACAUCUGAAACAUCUACUGAUAGUACUUCAGAAACAUCUACCGAUAGUACUUCAGAAACAUCUACUGAUAGUACAUCAGAAACAUCUACGGAUAGUACUUCAGAAACACCUACGGAUAGUACAUCAGAAACAUCUACGGAUAGUACUUCAGAAACAUCUACAGAUAGUACAUCAGAAACAUCUACGGAUAGUACAUCUGAAACAUCUACCGAUAGUACAUCAGAAACAUCUACGGAUAGUACUUCAGAAACAUCUACGGAUAGUACAUCUGAAACAUCUACUGAUAGUACUUCAGAAACAUCUACAGAUAGUACUUCAGAAACAUCUACUGAUAGUACUUCAGAAACAUCUACGGAUAGUACUUCAGAAACAUCUACUGAUAGUACUUCAGAAACAUCUACAGAUAGUACAUCAGAAACAUCUGCCGAUAGUACUUCAGAAACAUCUACGGAUAGUACAUCUGAAACAUCUACCGAUAGUACAUCUGAAACAUCUACCGUUAGUACCUCAGAAACAUCCACCGAUAGUACAUCACAAACAUCUACGGAUAGUACAUCAGAAACAUCUACGGAUAGUACUUCAGAAAUAUCUACAGAUAGUACAUCUGAAACAUCUACUGAUAGUACUUCAGAAACAUCCACAGAUAGUACUUCAGAAACAUCUACGGAUAGUACUUCAGAAACAUCUACUGAUAGUACUUCAGAAACAUCUACAGAUAGUACUUCAGAAACAUCUACAGAUAGUACAUCAGAAACAUCUACGGAUAGUACUUCAGAAACAUCUACUGAUAGUACAUCAGAAACAUCUACGGAUAGUACAUCAGAAACAUCUACAGAUAGUACUUCAGAAACAUCUACCGAUAGUACAUCAGGAACACCAACGGAUAGUACUUCAGAAACAUCUACAGAUAGUACAUCAGAAACAUCUACGGAUAGUACUUCAGAAACAUCUACAGAUAGUACAUCUGAAACAUCUACUGAUAGUACUUCAGAAACAUCUACCGAUAGUACUUCAGAAACAUCUACUGAUAGUACAUCAGAAACAUCUACGGAUAGUACUUCAGAAACACCUACGGAUAGUACAUCAGAAACAUCUACGGAUAGUACUUCAGAAACAUCUACAGAUAGUACAUCAGAAACAUCUACGGAUAGUACAUCUGAAACAUCUACCGAUAGUACAUCAGAAACAUCUACGGAUAGUACUUCAGAAACAUCUACGGAUAGUACAUCUGAAACAUCUACUGAUAGUACUUCAGAAACAUCUACAGAUAGUACUUCAGAAACAUCUACUGAUAGUACUUCAGAAACAUCUACGGAUAGUACUUCAGAAACAUCUACUGAUAGUACUUCAGAAACAUCUACAGAUAGUACAUCAGAAACAUCUGCCGAUAGUACUUCAGAAACAUCUACGGAUAGUACAUCUGAAACAUCUACCGAUAGUACAUCUGAAACAUCUACCGUUAGUACCUCAGAAACAUCCACCGAUAGUACAUCACAAACAUCUACGGAUAGUACAUCAGAAACAUCUACGGAUAGUACUUCUGAAAUAUCUACGGAUAGUACAUCUGAAACAUCUACGGAUAGUACAUCAGAAACAUCUACGGAUAGUACAUCAGAAACAUCUACGGAUAGUACUUCAGCAACAUCUACAGAUAGUACAUCAGAAACAUCUACGGAUAGUACUUCAGAAACAUCUACAGAUAGUACAUCUGAAACAUCUACUGAUAGUACUUCAGAAACAUCUACCGAUAGUACUUCAGAAACAUCUACUGAUAGUACCUCAGAAACAUCUACCGAUAGUACAUCAGAAACGUCUACGGAUAGUACUUCCGAAACAUCUACGGAUAGUACAUCAGACUCAACAUCUACAGAUAGUACAGAAGGUUCAACAUUGUCUUCGUCGACUGAAGCUGACACAACCACCACCGCUGAUACUACCCUUACCACUACACCCACGACUACACCUAUCACCACCCCUGAUACGACCACACCUACCACCAUGCCUACUACCACUCCAACGACUAAGCCCACAACAACGCCUUUUCCCACUACUACCACACCAAGCACACCAGCAUGUACCGUACCACCGCCUGAAUGUUAUCGAAAUGGAAAUGGCUUUUGUCGUUUCUUCAACACAGCCUGUGACGCAUCCAAUUUUAAUAGCUGUUCCGUACAAAAUAGCGCUAUGGAAUGGAAGAGCACAACAAGUGAUGAUUGUGAUCGUCGUGAAGGAGAUCAAGUUAAAGUUUGCUAUACUGAUUGUUCGUACUAUUCAACAGUUGAUUGUACUGCUACUCCCUCUACUCCUGUCUGUGCCACCAGCAAAGAUAUGCAAAAGUGUAGAAAGUUUGCCAGUCUGUGCGCAAUGAAGAAAGUUUCAUGCAACAAUCCAACAUUAUUAGAUUGGCGUGUGUCAACGGAUGCAUCUAAAUGCGAUGGCCUAGGAGUAAAUGCUCCUGCCGUAUCCUGCACUGUGACGAAUUAGCCGUUUUAUAUACAAACGUAAAUUUUUUUUUUGAUUUAUUAACAAUUUUAAUUUAUGUUUUUUAGGUACUACUUAUACUUAUGUAUUAUUUUUAAUAUGACUAAAAUAAUUAUUUGUAUUCACUUGUUUUUUUUAUUGCAAUCUGGGCAUUAUUCGAUAUUUGUAAGUC